Episyrphus balteatus (marmalade hoverfly) is the source of this 1260-nucleotide messenger RNA. RefSeq lists its product as uncharacterized. The coding region runs from base 86 to 1171 and encodes 361 amino acids. Gene Ontology annotation, biological process: rRNA processing. Lineage: Eukaryota; Metazoa; Arthropoda; Insecta; Diptera; Syrphidae. The record is from RefSeq and is a predicted model, not a curated record. The transcript has 2 exons.
AAGCUGUCUAUCCUGUCAUCACAAACAUAAGUUCCAUACAUUUAUCACAUUCAUCAAGAUAUUAUAAAUUUGUUCCCAAGGCAAUAUGAAUCGCUUAACUAUUCAACUCAGAGCAGCGCUCAAAGUAUCUCCCACAAAUUCAGCUGGUCACUUUUCUACAAGCACCUAUUUCUUCGAUAAAGCAACUGACAAUCGCCAAGGUAAAAUCUUGGGCAAACUCUUUGGCAAUCGUCUAUCAGGAAGUAAGAGACGAUGGUUCGAAAAUCCUAUGAAUUCAACUGGACAGCCGACAAUGGAUUCACCUUUUAAUUUUAAUAACCCAAAGAAAAGUGACCACGGAAGUCUUCGUCGUGUCAAAGUUCUCAAUAAAUUAUUUAUGACCCACAUAACAGAUCUUUUAGCAACGGGUCAAGCAUCACAAAAAAUCCUUGGCAAAGGAUUACAAAUAACUCGUGUUAAAGUAACGCCAAAUUUUCAGUUCUGUAAUGUGUACUGGAUGGCCAAAGGGGAUGUGCAUGAAGCUGAACUAGAAAAUGAGCUUCAAAAAUGCGGUGGAAUGUUGAGACAUGAACUUUCACAACUGCGACUUAUGGGUGAAGUUCCACGAAUUCAUUUUGUUAGAGACAAGACUUUUGCUAACCUUGCACAUGUCGAAACUGUUUUAAAAACAGCUGAUUUUGGAGAGGAUCACAAGCAAAUAGAUCCUAGUUUUGAAGUAAAAAAUGAUUUAUAUCAAAAUCCAUUGAAAGUCGACGAAGCAGUUACAAUUAAGAAGGAAGAAGACGAGGAGCCAUUACCCGAAAUGCGUCACGAUGUUUUUGGGGUAGAUUGGCGAGCAAUAAUGCUAAAAAUUCUAGCCAAAUUGAAAAAAUCUGAACAUGCUUGGCAACAACAUAAACAAGCGGAAAUGAGAGCUGAAAGCACAGUAUUAGAAACGGAAAGCAUUUCUACAGAAAAACAAGAUGAAUUAAGGGAGAAGUUAAAGAAAUUGGAAAAUGAUGAUACAUUCAAUAAAUUUAUUGAGACGAAGAGAGCAGAGACGAGACAAAAGAAUAAGCGAAGAUACCGCACUCAUAAUGAGAAAUACUAUAGCAAGAUUGGUGAGGACGAUUAUGAUCCACUUGAUGAUGGAGACUUUAUUGAAGAGGAUAUCGAAGAGAAGAAGAAGUGAGGUGCUAAGUGUUCUCAUUCCUGAUAAACCUGUUCUAGGAUGUAUAUUAGUUGAAUAAAACAAUUUAUUUGGUGUUAAUGUUUCUUUAA